Macadamia integrifolia is the source of this 1052-nucleotide messenger RNA. Its product is annotated as CRIB domain-containing protein RIC7-like. The record is from RefSeq and is a predicted model, not a curated record. Bases 26 to 892 code for a protein of 288 amino acids. The transcript is spliced from 5 exons. NCBI's taxonomy places the organism in Eukaryota, Viridiplantae, Streptophyta, Magnoliopsida, Proteales, Proteaceae.
UAAUAUAAUUCAUAGAUAUGAUACUAUGUUUGCUGAAUCAAAUCAUGCGGAUCCGGUUGAAAAACAAUACGUAAAUUCAUCGUCAUCAGGCGAGUUGGGGACUUCAUAUUGUCAUAGCAUAGCAUCUACUUCUAAAGAAUCGACAUCUGCGCAAUCAGAAGCUGCUCAGACUUACAGUCUCUGUCCUAAGAAACAGAAAGAGCUUCUUCAGUCACCAGAAAUGUCGACCAAGAUGAAGGGCCUUCUAAAAGGCCUAAGAUACAUUUCUCAGAUAUUUGAUAAUAAUGGAAAAGAGCAGGAAAUGGAGAUUGGUUAUCCCACAGAUGUAAAGCAUGUAGCACACAUAGGAUGGGAUGGCCCAUCCAAAGAAUCACCCAGCUGGAUGAAUGAGUAUAAGCCGGAACCAGAAGUUUCAUCACCAGGUAACAGAGUUGAUAACGAAAGCAAUGCUAUAGGCGAUUCCGCUAAAGAUUUACCAAAGCCAUCAAGACGGCAACCGUUCCUUGGUUCCCCCUCAUCAGUCAACGCCCCGAAGCAAUCAAGGCGUCACCAGUCCACAACUGGAGUUUCAAUCAGUUCACCCUCACGAGAAGCUACUGAGAUAUUGUCCAGACCAUCAAGGCGAUCACAGAAUGCCAGCAGUAUAGGUUCACCCUUACAAGACCGGCCAGCUGACCAAAAAAAGUCCCGUCGUAAGAAGUCCAAGGAAUCAGGUGGUGGAUCAACUAGGCCUUCUAGAUCCAAACCUCAGUCUGCCACAAUAUAUACUUCUCCCUUCUCGGAUCCUGGAUCUGGAACCGACCACGUAUUGGACAGUGAAGUUUGUCCAAAAUCACCCUUAAAACCCAUAGGUGAUGGGGAAGGAGAGAGAGGAAAUCAUGGAAUUUCUUGAGAAAUUCAUGAUUUGUAAAGCAGAAAAGGUCUACUGUAAUUUUUCAUGGCAGCUUUUUUCAUCCCUUUUCUUUUUCUCCCUUAUCCUUUCAAUACUGAAUUACUGAUGUCUACUUACAUGCUAGCUUAGCUAAAAAUUAAAAAAUCGUUAUAUUCAUAUA